This is a messenger RNA of Cladocopium goreaui, 1767 nucleotides long. Lineage: Eukaryota; Dinophyceae; Suessiales; Symbiodiniaceae. The record is from the annotation of a GenBank genome assembly.
GUGGUUGGGAAGGCCACAUCUGUGGAUGACCAAGUCCUACCUGGAGAAAAGAAAGUUUUGAAAGAGAAGACCAAAGAAAAGCAGGAUGCAGAGAUGAAAGGUCAGGUGAAGAAGGCAGAACCGGAGAUGAAAGCAGAGACAAAGAAGGUUCAGGACGAAGGUCAUGGUGACGAGAAAAAUCAGCAAGCAAAGGAACAAAGAAAGCAUGUUCAGGGUGAAUGCCCGGAAGACAAAAAUGAGAAAGAACCGGAGGUGGUGGCAAAGGAGGACGAGAAAAAGGUUGAGGCUGAAGAGAAGGUCUUGGAGAAAGGCCAAGAAGUAAAGAAAGAACCGGAGGUAGAGGCAAAGGAGGAGAAAAAGGAAGAUGCUGCAGAGAAGGUCUUGGAGAUGCCGGAUUUGCUAAAUGGAAAGCCUCAGCUUGUUCGUCGCCGCGAACAGUUUGGCAACAUGAACGAAGAGCCUAGCAGCACAGGAGAGAAGAAGGAGCCAAAGACCAGAGGAAAGAAGGCCAAGAAGACAGACGAGAAGGAUGAGCCAAAGGAAGAGGAGAAGGACGAGAAGGAAGAUCAGGAGCCAAAGACCAGAGGAAAGAGGGCCAAGAAGACAGACAAGAAGGAUGAACCAAAGGAAGAGGAGGCUGAGAAAGAUGAGGCCGAGAAAGAUGAGGAGGAAGCCAAGGAAGACAAGAAGCCAAAGACCAGAGGAAAGAGGGCCAAGAAGACAGACAACAAGGAUGAGCCAAAGGACGAGGAGAAGGGCGAGAAGAAUGAGGAUGAAGAGAAGGAAGAUGAGAAGCCAAAGACCAGAGGAAAGAAGGCCAAGAAGACAGACAAGAAGGAUGAGCCAAAGGAAGAGGAGAAGGUCGAGAAGAAUGAGGAUGAAGGGAAGGAAGAUGAGAAGCCAAAGACCAGAGGAAAGAGGGCCAAGAAGACAGACAACAAGGAUGAGCCAAAGGAAGAGGAGAAGGGCGAGGAGGAAGAUCAGGAGCCAAAGGCCAGAGGAAAGAGGGCCAAGAAGACAGACAAGAAGGAUGAGCCACAGGAAGAGGAGAAGGGCGAGAAGAAUGAGGAUGAAUCGAAGGAAUAUGAGAAGCCAAAGACCAGAGGAAAGAGGGCCAAGAAGACAGACAAGAAGGAUGAGCCAAAGGAAGAGGAGAAGGGCGAGGAGGCAGAUCAGGAGCCAAAGACCAGAGGAAAGAGGGCCAAGAAGACAGACAAGAAGGAUGAGCCAAAGGAAGAGGAGAAGGGCGAGAAGAAUGAGGAUGAAGGGAAGGAGAAUGAGAAGCCAAAGACCGGAGGAAAGAGGGCCAAGAAGAAAGACAACAAGGAUGAGCCAAAGGAAGAGGAGAAGGGCGAGAAGAACGAGGAGGAAGAGACGGAGGGAAAGACAGGAGAGUUGACGCCAAGCCCAAAGGAGGUGAAGAAUGGAGAGAAGGAGGAGCCGCAGACAGACAAGGAGGUUGAGAAAGAUGAGAAGAAGGCCGACAAGAAAGUUGGAGAAGGGAAGACCAAGGAGGACUCGAAGAAAGUGCCGCCAAAGUCUUUUGCUAGGCGCUAUCAGCCCUCGACCGAGCCUGGAAAGGCCCGAUGGGCUGCCAUCAAAGCGGUUUUCGAACAGGAGAUCAAGCCACAUGUGAGCCACCAUUCCAAAGUCCAGGUUCACUUCUGGAAUGCCUGCAUGGCUUCCCCAAUCCUGAUGAGCAGCGACGGCUUUGACGCCUUCGUCGAAGCUGCGAAGCGUGUGGCAGCCACUCUCUCCUUGGACUGA